Messenger RNA from Blastomyces gilchristii SLH14081, 1140 nucleotides. RefSeq names its product phosphoserine aminotransferase. Bases 1 to 1140 code for a protein of 379 amino acids. Gene Ontology annotation, cellular component: cytoplasm. Lineage: Eukaryota; Fungi; Ascomycota; Eurotiomycetes; Onygenales; Ajellomycetaceae. The transcript is spliced from 3 exons. The record is from RefSeq and is a predicted model, not a curated record. Gene Ontology annotation, molecular function: pyridoxal phosphate binding; O-phospho-L-serine:2-oxoglutarate transaminase activity. Gene Ontology annotation, biological process: L-serine biosynthetic process.
AUGCCCAACCGCUCUUCCAUCUCUUACUUCGGCGCAGGCCCCGCGCCGCUCCCAACCCCCGUCAUCGAAUCCGCCGCGGCAGCCCUAAUAAACUACAACGACUGCGGCCUAGGCCUAGCAGAGAUCUCCCACCGCUCACCCGUCGCCAACAAAAUCCUCGCCGACACCAAGGCAAACCUGAUAACACUUCUAGAUAUCCCCGCGGACGACUAUGAGAUCCUCUUCAUGCAGGGUGGCGGGACUGGGGAGUUCAGUGCCGUCGUGUACAAUAUGGUCGGGGUGUGGGUUGAGCGGAGAAGACGGGCUCUUGCAGCUCAGGCUCAGAGGGAGGGGAAUGGCGAGGAGUUCGUGGAGGCGGAGUUGAAGCGGAUGGUGCGCGAGGAGCUGAAGAUGGAUUACCUGGUGACGGGCUCGUGGUCACUGAAAGCGAUGCAGGAGGCGCAGAGGCUAUGUGGGAAGCAGUUUGUGAAUGCUGCGUGUGAUGCGCGGGAGGGGAAUGGGGGGAAGUUUGGGACGAUUCCGGCCGAGAAGGAGUGGAAGCUUACGAAGACGAGGCGGGAGGGCGGCAGUGGUGCGCCGGCCUUUAUAUAUUAUUGCGACAAUGAGACGGUGGAUGGAGUGGAGUUUCAAGGGUUUCCGACGUGUUUGGAGGCGCCCGAGGGGGAUGUUGCUGAGGAGGAUGAGCGGUUGGUUGUUGCGGAUAUGAGUUCGAACUUCUUGAGCAGGAAAGUUGAUGUGCGGAAGUUUGCGGCUGUUUUUGCCGGGGCCCAAAAGAACGUUGGCGUCGCUGGAAUCACCGUGGUUAUUAUCCGGAAAUCGCUUCUGCCACCUCACACAGCAACACCAUCUCCAGAGCUUCUUCAGCUGUUAUACGCUACGUUGGAUAAAUAUCCGCAGGUUUACGGCGUCGUACCACAUAAGAGCGUGCGGAGUAGGAUGAAUAUUUGCUUCCGUGUCUAUGGCGGGGAUGCGGAGAAGGAGAAGGUGUUCCUGGCUGGGGCGGAGAAGAGGCUUCUUCAGGGUCUAAAGGGCCACCGCAGCGUAGGUGGUAUCCGGAUCAGCAAUUACAAUGCCGUACCAGUGGAGAAUGUGGAGAAAUUGGCGGCUUAUCUGGAGGAUUUUGCGAAUGGGCGGGAGUAA